This is a messenger RNA of Coregonus sp. 'balchen', 12925 nucleotides long. Lineage: Eukaryota; Metazoa; Chordata; Actinopteri; Salmoniformes; Salmonidae. The record is from the annotation of a GenBank genome assembly.
AUGGGCAACGUAGAGAGCCAGAACAGCGACCAUACCUUCUACGGUACCCAACAUGGCCACCUGUCCCGCAAGCACACGUCUCGCUCCCUCCGCAUCUCCAACAAGCACCAGUCCAGCUCCGGUUCCACCCGCCGCUCCCACGACCGCCACACCUCUCAGGGCAAAGUAGAGCACCGUAACUCUGAGACCUCCACGCGCUCCAGCAGCACCCCUAGUAUCCCCCAGUCUCUAGCGGACAACGCCCUGGAGCCCUUCAACCAGACCAAUGUCCUGUCAGACUUUUCCCCUAUCUGGGUGGACCGCAUGGCCAUGAACCUCCGGCCCGUCUCCUUCCAUACCCACCUGGAGAACCCCUCUGUAGGGCCCCAGCUGGACAAACCCUCUGUAGGGCCCCACCUGGACAACCCCUCUGUAGGGCCCCAGCUAGACGCAGCAUCACCAGGGGCUAGACCCCAGGGGCCCCAGGACAGAGGACUAGGCCUGUACAGUAACACUGGGGAGGUGACCUACCUCCAGAAGACCAGAGAUGGACCCAGGGAACCCCGGGACGGGGUCAGCUUCAAGAAGAAGAGGUCCAAAUCAGCUGACAUGUGGAGAGAAGACAGUCUGGAGUUCAGUCUGUCAGACCUCAGCCAGGAACACCUCACCAGGUUAGAGAAGUCAGACCUCAGCCAGGAACACCUCACCAGGUAGAGAAGUCAGACCUCAGCCACGGGAAACACCUCACCAGGUUAGAGAAGACAGACCUCAGCCAGGAACACCUCACCAGGUUAGAGAAGACAGACCUCAGCCAGGAACACCUCACCAGGUUAGAGAAGUCAGACCUAGCCAGGAACACCCUCACCAGGUUAGAGAAGUUCAGACCUCAGCCAGGAACACCUCACAGGUUAGAGAAGUCAGACUUCAGCCAGGAACACCCUCACCAGGUUUAGAGAAGUCAGACCUCCGCCCAGGAACACCUCACCAGGUUAGAGAAGUCAGACCUCAGCCAGAACAACCUCACCAGGGUUAGAGAAGUCAGACCUCAGCCAGGAACACCUCACCAGGUUAGAGAAGUCAGACCUCAGCCAGGACACCUCACCAGGUUAGAGAAUCAUACCUCAGCCAGGAACACCUCAACCAGGUUAGAGAAGUCAGACUUCAGCCAAGGAACACCUCACCAGGUUAGAGAAGUCAGACCUCAGCCAGGAACACCUCACCAGGUUAGAGAAAGUCCGACCUCAGGCCAGGAACACCUCACCAGGUAGAGAAGAUAGACCUCAGCCAGGAACACCUCACCAGGUUAGAGAAGUCGACCUCAGCCAGGAACACCUCACCAGGUUAGAGAAGUCAGACCUCAGCCAGGAACACCUCACCAGGUUAGAGAAGUCAGACCUCAGCCAGGAACACCUCACCAGGUUAGAGAAUGACUGUGAUAUGCUAUGACUGUGAUAUGUGGUUGUCACACCUAGCUACCUUAAGACGAAUGCACUAACUGUAAGUCACUCUGGAUAUGCUAAAUGACUCAAAUGUAAAUGUAGAUAAAUAGCCAACUGGAGGGUUGUCAGUUCAAAUCCAAUUCUUCCAUCUUGUAUGGAUUAAUAAAGUAUUCUCCUCUCUCUCUCUCUCUCUCUCUCUCUCUCUUUUCAGCACAGAGGAUAUCAUCGACACCGAGGAGGCAGACGACAGGGACUUCCCUGAUUGUGAAGGCCUGAUGGGGCUCGUGUCCCCAGAGGGCGUGGAGGGUGUGGACGCAGCAGGCCGGGCCAACUCCCUGGACCAGCUGUACGGAGUUCCGAAGAGCCCGACCCGCCGGCCCGCGGCGCGCUACGCCAAGUGGCACUACGACGCUAAACGCGCCGCCCGGGAGGGAGAGGACGAUAAGAUGCUGUCUCCGUCGGAGGAGGACGGGAACUCGUACGGAGCGUUCACUCUGCCCUGCCGACGCUCACACUGCCUGUCCGAGGGCCUGACCAACCACCAGGCUGCCACCUGUAACGCCAUGCAGGGCCGCAGGGCACAGACCAUACAGGUACUGUAACACCAUGCAGGACACAGACCACACAGGCACUCUAGGAGUACAGUCGCUAGUGAGAGACUACACACCCCUUGCACAGUCUUCACCUCUACCUGUGUGUGUGUGUGUGUGUGUCCCACCUGUGUGUGUGUGUGUCCAGGAUGUGACGGCCGGAGAGGGCAGUGAGUAUGAGGACAGUGGCAUCGACGGGGUGACGGCGGAGGGGGCGGAGCAUCAGUCCCGACGCUAUAAGACCAUGUCUAUGUCCUUCUCCGUGUGCUCGGCGGCAGGGCGGAGCAUGUUCGCUGGCAGCGACAGCGGAAGCAGCAGUGGGGGAGCGCCCAGUGAGGGGGUCCAGGGUGUCUAUGAGAACUUCAGACAGGUGGGAUGCUGAGGCUUGUACACACUGGAAGGAAAAUACUUAACCCUCCAUACCUGCACAAAGUUAAGAGCUUUGAGCACCUGGUCGAAAAGUGCUUUAUAAAUGUAGUGAUCCGUAAUUAUGAUCGUCAUCAUGCUACACACGUGUUUCUAAACCUUCUUUGGACCAGGGGGCAAGCUAUGGUCCUUUUUGUUGAGGACCGGCAAGCUAACAGUGGAUGAGAUAGCUUUCUUUAUACAUGGUACAAUGCCUUGAGCACCUGAUGGAAAAGUGCUGUACAUUGAAUCUAUGAAAUGAUUGUCAUCCCCCUCAUACCUGUGUUUGCUAUACUCUUUUCAUUUAGUCUGUGAUUCAGUAGUUUAUGCUACAAACAAUUUGCUGUUCGUUCUGGGACAAUAAAGCUUUAUUGAUUUGAAUGUAACGUUCUUAUGAUCAGGAGUUGGAGAUGAGCUCAUGUCAGACAGAGAGUCUGGAGGAGGCAGGGUCAGCACUGAGCGACGAACAGAGCAUCAUGAGCUCAGCCUACCAAUCAGAUCCCCUGCUCAGCGUUGCCCAAGGAACCGUGAGGAAGGCGGGCCGUCUGGCCGUCAAGAACUUCCUGGUUCACAAGAAGAACAAGAAGGUGGAGUCAGCCACCAGGAGGAAGUGGAAGACCUAUUGGGUCUGCCUCAAAGGUACAUACCCUAUAUACUGUAUCUAUACACACUACUAGGUAACGCAUUACUUGACACCCAGUGUCAUAACACCUUAUGAUACAGUCAUAACCUGUCAUAAUAUGACCAUAACACUGUCAUGACACAUAUAUUUACACCUGCUGUGUAUUACUGCUACUACUAUACCCUGUUACUACUAUUACUACUACUACUACUAUACCCUGUUACUACUAUUACUACUACUACUACUAUACCCUGUUACUAAUUACUACUACUACUACCUACUUACCCUGGGUUACUACUAGUUAUGCUACUACUAUUACCCUGUUACUACUAUUUACUACUACUACUAUACCCAUGUUAACUACUAUGACUACUACUACAUACCCAUGUUAACUACUAUCCUACUACGACUAUACCUGUUGACUUACUAUCUACAAUACUAACUAUACACUGUUACUACUAUUACUACUACUAUACCCUGUUACUACUAUUACUACUACUACUAUACCCUGUUACUACUAUUACUACUACUACUAUACCCUGUUACUACUAUUACUACUACUACUACUAUACCCUGUUACUUACUACUACUAUACCCUGUUACUACUAUUACUAACUACUACUAUACCCUGUUACUACUAUUACUACUACUACUAUACCAUGUUACUACUUUAUUACUGCUACUACAUAUACCCUGAUUACUACUAUUACACGUACUAUUACUACUACCUGUUACUACUAUACCUAUACCCUGUUACUAUAUUACUACUACUACUAUACCUGUUACUACUAUACUACUACUACUAUACCUGUUACUAAUAUACUACUACUACUACUAUACCCUGUUACUACUAUUACUAACUACUACUAUACCCUGUUACUACUACUACUAUACCCUGUUACUACUAUUACUACUACUACUAUACCCUGUUACUACUAUUACUACUACUACUACUAUACCCUGUUACUACUACUACUACUACACCCUGUUACUACUAUUACUACUAAUAUACCCUGUUACUACUAUUACUACUACUACACCCUGUUACUACUAUUACUACUACUAUACCCUGUUACUACUAUUACUACUACUACUAUACCAUGUUACUACUAUUACUACUACUACUAUACCUGUUACUACUACUAAUAUACCAUGUUACUACUAUUACUACUACUAUACCCUGUUACUACUACUACUAUACCCUGUUACUACUAUUACUACUAUACCCUGUUACUAAUAUUACUGCUACUACUAUACCCUGUUACUACUAUUACUACUACUACUAUACCCUGUUACUACUACUACUACACCCUGGUACUACUAUUACUACUACUACUAUACCCUGUUACUAAUAUUACUACUACUACUAUACCCUGUUACUACUAUUACUACUACUACUAUACCCUGUUACUAAUAUUACUACUACUACUAUACCCUGUUACUACUAUUACUGCUACUACUACACCCUGUUACUACAUACUACUACUACUAUACCCUGUUACUAAUAUACUACUACUAUACUAUACCUGUUUACUUACUAUUAACUGAACUUACACUACUACUACCCUGUUACUACUAUUACUACUACUACUACACCCUGUUAUUACUACAUACUACUACUACUACUACCUGUUACACUACUUACUACUACUAUACCCUGUUACUACUUACUACUACUACUACUACUAACCUGUUACUACUAUUACUACUACUAUACCCUGUUACUACUAUUACUUACUACUAUACACCCUGUUACACUCUUACUAUUACUACUAUUAAUACUACCCUGUUACUACUAUACUACUACUACUAUUACCCUGUUACUACUAUACCUUUACUAUAUUACUACUACUAUUACUAUACCCUGUUACUACUACUACUACUACUUACAUACCUGUUACUACUACUACUAUAUCUUACUACUAUUACUACUACUUAUACACCCUGUUACUACUAACUACUACUACUAUGUUACUACUACUACUACUACCUGUUACUAUACUACUACUUUACUACUACUAUACUAUACACCCUGUUACUACUACUACUACUACUACUACUAUAACCGUUACUAAUAUACUACUACUAACCCUGUUACUACUAUUACUACUACUACUAUACCCUAUACUAUACUACUACUACUAUACCCUGGUUACUACUAUACUACUACUACUACUACUUUACUACCCUGUUACUACAACACUAUACUACUAUACCUGUUACUAUUACUAUUACUACUACUACUACACCCUGUUACUACUAUUACACUACUACUAUACCCUGACAUAUACUACUACUACUAACCAUGUACUACUAUAUACUACUACUACUAUACCCUGUUACUACAUAUUACUACUACUAUACACUAUACCUGUACUACAUACCUUACUACUACUACUACUAUACCCUGUUACUACUAUACUACUAUAACCAUGUUACUACUUUACUACUACAUACCCUUUACUAUACCCUGUUUAUACUACUAUCACCCUGUUACUACAUUACUACUACUACUACUAUACCCUGUUACUUACUACUAUAUACCCUGUUACUACUAUUAUAUACUACUAUACCUGUACUACUAACACUACUACUAUACCUGUUACUACUAUUACUACUACUACUAUACCCUGUUACUUACUAUUACUACUACUACUAUACCUGUUACUACUAUACUACUACUAACCUGUUACAUACUAUACUUACUACUAUAUACUAUACCCCGUACUACUAUUACUAUACUACUUACCUGUUACUACUACUACUACUAUACCCUGUUACUACUAUUACUACUACUACUACUAUACCAUGUUACUACUACUACUAUACCCUGUUACUACUAUUACUACUACUACUAUACCCUGUUACUACAACUACUACUACUAUAACCCUGUUACUACUAUUACUACUACUACUACACCCUGUUACUACUAUUACUACUACUACUAUACCCUGUUACUACUAUUACUACUACUACACCAUGUUACUACUAUUACUACUACUACUACUAUACCCUGUUACUACUAUUACUACUACAAGAUACUACUACCUGUACUUACUACAUUACUACUACUACUACUAUACCCUGUUACUACUAUUACUACUACUACUAUACCCUGUUACUACUAUUACUACUACUACUAUACCCUGUUACUUACUACUACUACUACUACCCUGUUACUAUACUACUACUAUACCCUGUUACUACUAUUACUACUAAUAUACCCUGUUACUACUUACUAUACUAACUAUCCAUGUACUACUACUACUAUAUACCCUGUUACUACUAUUACUACUACUACUAUACCCUGUUAUACUAACUAUAUACUUACUACUAUUACUACUACUACUACUACCCUGUUACUACAUACUACUACUCACCCUAUUACUACUACUACUACUUAUAACCCUGUUACUACUAUUACUACUACUACUAACCCUGUUACUAUACUAUUACUACUACUACUAUACCUGUACUACUAUACUACUACUAAUACCCUGUACUACAUACUACUACUACACCUGUUACUACUAUUACUACUACUAUACCCUGUUACUACUAUUACUACUACUACUACACCCUGUUACUACUACUACUACUAUACCCUGUUACUACUAUUACUACUACUACUAUACCCUGUUACUACUAUCUACUACUACACCCUGUUACUAAUAUUACUACUACUACUAUACCCUGUUACUACUAUUACUACUACUAUAUACCCUGUUACUACUAUUACUACUAUACUACCCUGUUACUACUUUACUACUACUACAUAACCAUGUUACUACUAUUAUUACUACUUACUAUACCCUGUUACUACUAUUACUACUACUAUACCCUGUUACUACUAUUACUACUACUACUAUACCCUGUUACUACUACUACUACUACUACUAUACCCUGUUACUACUAUACUACUACUACUACUACUAUACCCUGUUACUACUAUUACUAUUACUACUACUAUACCCUGUUACUACUAUUACUACUACUACUAACCCUGUUUACUACUAUUACUACUACUACUACUAUACCUGUACUACUACUAUUACUACUACUAUACCCUGUUACUACUAUUACUACUAUCCCUGUUACUACUAACUAUACCCUGUUACUACUAUUACUACUACUACUAUACCCUGUUACUACUAUUACUACUACUAUAUACCCUGUUACUACUAUACUACUACUACUAUACCCUGUUACUACUAUUACUACUACUACUAUACCCUGUUACUACUAUUACUAUACUACUAUACCCUGUUACAAUUACUACUACUAUACCCUGUUACUACUAUUACUACUACUACUAUACCCUGUUACUACUAUUACUACUACUACUACUAUACCCUGUUACUACUAUUACUGACUACUACUAUACCCUGUUACUACAUUACUACUACUAACCCUGUUACUGAUUAUUACCUACUACUUACUACUAUACGUAUCUACUACUAUACCUGUAACUAUUACUACUACUACUACUUACCCUGUUACUACUAUUACUACUACUACAUACCCUGUUACUACUAUUACUACUACUAUAACCCUGUUACGACUAUUACUGCUACUACUGAUCCCUUAGACAUUACCUACUACACUAUACCCGUUACUACUAUACUAUACAAUACCCUGUUACUACUAUUACUACUACUACGAGCAUGACCGUACUACAUACCUGUACUACUAUUACUACAUACCCUGUUACUACUACACUAUUACCCUGUACUCAUUACAUACUACAUAACCUGGUUACUACUACUACUAUACUAUACCAGUAUACUAUUACUCUACUACUAUAACCGUUACUACUAUUACUACUACUACUAUACCCUGUACUACUAUUACUGACUACUAUACCCUGUUACUACUACCACAUUACCUGUUACUACAUUACUACUACUAUACCCUGUUACUACUAUUACUGCUACUACUAUACCCUGUUACUACUACUACUAUACCCUGUUACUACUAUUACUACUACUACUAUACACUGUUACUACUAUUACUACUACUACUAUACCCUGUUACACUAUUACUACUACUACCACUACCUUUACUAACACUAUCUACAUACUAACCCUGUUACUACUAUUACUACUACUACUAUACCCUGUUACUACUAUUACUACUACUACUAUACCCUGUUACUACUACUACUAUACCCUGUUACUACUAUUUACUACUACUACUAUACCCUGUUACUACUAUUACUACUACUACUAUACCCUGUUACUACUAUUACUACUACUACUACUAUACCCUGUUACUACUAAUACUACUACUACUAUACCCUGUUACUACUAUUACUACUACUACUACUAUACCAUGUUACUACUAUUAUGUACUACUAACUAUACCCUGUUACUACUAUUAUACUACUACUACUAUACCACUCUUACUACUAUACCCGCUUAUACUAUAGUACUAUACUUACUGGUACUACUUACGUAUACUACUACUAUACCCGUUACUACUAUUAUACUACUACUAUGACCAUGUUACUACUACUAUAUGAUACCCUGUUACUACUAUUAUACUACUACUAUACCUGUUACUACUAAUUACUUACUAUACCUGUUACUACUAUUACUAUACUUACCCUGUUACUACUAUACUACUAACCUGUACUACUAAAUGUUUACUACUAUACUAUAUACUACUUUCUACUAUUACACCUGUCACCAUAGGUCAUACUCCCUUUACAUGCAUACACAAGGAUGCUUUAAAAAACAACAUUUCAGAAACACACAUAUACGGUUCUGAAGAGACUAUUAAAUCUAAUUCUGGCCACUGCAUCUUUACAGUAAGCACGAUCUUUAUAACCCAGUGUAGACGACAUGGUUUCUGAAGACGAUUCUAAAACCUCUUGACUGACGAUACCGGUCUACGGAUCCUCUAUUCCCUAUAUAGGGCAUUAAAGGGUCCUGGUCAAAAGUAGUGCAAUCUAUAGGGAAUCGUGUGCCAUUUGGGACUUAAUCUAAAUAUCACAGAGUAGGCCUUUAAACCCACUUGAUUGGACCACAUCAUCAUUCUAGGGUCGCAUCAGCAUUCUAGAGUCACAUCAUCAUUCUAGGGUCGCAUUCUGAUGAUGCAUGCUCCCUCCUGGAGAAUCCAGACCUGCACUUCUUACCGCUGGCCACUGGAGAGCAGAAUUAAAUUGAUAAAACAAAUCAAGCUGUUAUUUAUUUAAUUUGUUUGUGUUAUCUGCAGGGAAAUGUCAACCUGUAAGAUAUUUAAAGGAAGAAAAGCUAUUACUCUCUAGAAAUAGACAUCACAUUAAAGUGGCACUCCAGUCUCCUUUUCGCCUCAUUUAACACCCGACUGACUUAACAAAAGGCACAUCUCAAUAGGUGGUCCAGUUAAGUGGUGACAUAGCACAAGUGGGAGUGGGGCUUUCCUCUUUUGUUCUCUACUGCUCCUCUGUUGUUCCUCAAGCGAGGGGGAGGCCGAUGACAUCACGACUUCCCAUCAGACCAACUCUUUAAAUGCCCUACUCCUUGAAGUCUGCAGUUGUCUAAAAAACACUAUUUUGCUCAAAACAUUUUUUUUUUCUUCCCUUGAGUGUGUACUUUACUGUAUUUAUACUUGGGAUAUAACUUUUCAAUUGGAAAAGUUCAAAAAUCACUGGAGGACAUUUUUAUUGAAUUGUUUCAAAUCGAUGCGUUUUGCACUUUGUGACAAAUGUUAUAGGAAAAAGGGCUAUAUACAUACAUGUGAUUGAUCAAUUGAUGGCUGUGAGUAACUUCCUUUUUCCCGUCUUCUCCCAGGAUGCACUCUGUUCUUCUACGAGACAGACGGGCGGUCGGGGAUCGACCACAACAGUGUUCCUAAACAUGCGGUGUGGGCUGAGAACAGUAUCGUCCAGGCCGUACCUGAACACCCCAAGAAGAACUUUGUCUUCUGUCUCAGCAACUCUCUAGGGGACGCAUUCCUCUUCCAGGUAGGUGCUGUGUGUGUGUGUGUGUGUGUGUGUGUGUGUGUGUGUUGCCUCAGCAACUCUCUAGGGAACACAUUCCUCUUCCUUGGUCAGGAAGACUGUGUCACCUCACAAUUUCACCUCUUUUGAUCUUGAUGAAAUUGUUAUGUGAAUGAAAACACCUCUUUCUAUGCAAUUGAUCUCAAAAGUGUCCGAUGAUCUAUCUUAGAUGUACAGUGUUCUAAUCUGCUUGGUCAUUUCUGUAUUCAGAGACCUGAUCUGUAUGACGUUAGUUGAAGGUGAAGAGGUAGAUAAUGUUAGUGUGCAGUAAAGGCCUCAAUAACCAUUUCUUGGCAAUCAAAUGCAGCUGUUGUUGACAGUAAAGGUGUCAAUGACCCAGGAGGUUAGCCCUUUAUUGACUGUCCCUGACCGCUCCUGUCCAUUAACCCUUGACCGCUAACCUCCAACCUCUAACCUCUGACCUCUGCCCCUCUAGACCUGCAGCCAGACGGAGCUGGAAAACUGGAUCACGGCCAUCCACUCGGCGUGCGCGGCGGCGGUUGCUAGGCAGCAUCACCGGGAGGACACGGUGCGUCUGUUGAGGGCGGAGAUCAGGAAGCUGGAGCAGAAGAUAGACAUGGACGAGAAGAUGAAGAAGAUGGGAGACAUGCAGCUGUCCGCUGUGACCGAUAACAAGAAGAGAAAGACUAUACUGGACCAGGUGAGAGAGAGAGAGAGAGAGAGAGAGAGAGAGAGAGAGGGAAGGAGGAGGGAUAGAGGGAGGGAAGAUGGGAGAUAUGUAGCUUUCUGGCGUGGCUUGCCCAUAGGGUGCAUGGAGGUUCAAAGGGGAAGAGUAGAUCUGACAGGUCCGAUGCCAUUUAGGGAUUUGUAGACCAGGAGGAUAAUUUUAAAGUCAAUUCUUUGAGGGACAGGUAGCCAAUAAGGUUGAAUAUUUUCUGGGUAUUUUAGAAAUUGUCCUACCCGACAAUAAAUCACUUUUCUCCCGGGUAACCCGGUAUUUCCCACCAAAACCGGAAGCGUCAUUCAAAAGCAUAUAAAGCGAAUAAAUAGUCUGUCUGGAUUUGAUUAGAGAUUUGAUCGAAAAUACAAGGCUGACGCUACCUGAGCCUGACGAGCACUACAUUAAAUACAUUUUAUAAUAAUAAUAAUAAUAAUAAUAAUAAUAAUAUGUCAUUUAGCAGACGCUUUUAUCCAAAGCGACUUACAGUCAUGCAUGCAUACAUUUUUUUUUUUUGUGUGUAUGGGUGGUCCCGGGAUUCGAACCCACUACCCUGGCGUUACAAGCGCCGUGCUCUAUGAGCACAAGCCCAAAAAAGCCCAAGUUAUUGUGCCGUUAUCCAAUGCAUAUAGUAUAUGAUGUAGGCUACUGCACAUUACGCACGACAGAAAAACAUAAAAACCCAUAGAUGUAGCUAGCUAUAUGCUCUCCUGGGUAAAUAAAUGAAACUAGCUCCAGUAGGCUAAUCUUUUUGAGUGUGAACUGUAUUACUGUACUGUAUUGUAUUAUACUGUAUUAUAUGGACUGGAAUUACGUACCUCGUUCAAAUCAUGAGAUCGCUGAGAGAACAUUCUGGUGCAGCACAUGCGGCUUACAAAGUUACAAGUAUAGGCUAGCGAAUAUUUAAAUAUAAUAAAGGCCUAUUUGUAUAAUUAAUAGGGCCGCGCAUGUACAGUACCUUUCUUACCUUUGUGGUCCUCUGCAGCUCAAUUGGUAGAGCACGGCGCUUGUAACGCCAGGUUAGUGGGUUCGAUCCCCGGGACCACCCAUACGUAAAAAUGUAUGCGCACAUGACUGUAAGUCGCUUUGGAUAAAAGCGUCUGCUAAAUGGCAUAUUAUUAUAAUAUUUCUAAUGUUAUUAGUCUUCCUCCUCUUUCUCUCUCUCUAUUGUUGCUUCAUUCCUUCCACGCUUUCAAACGUUAAAUUAACUACGUUUUGUUGUCCUUAUCUUCAUCAUUCUAGUGACAUGCUUGAAUAAUAUAGGACUAGAAUUAGAUGCAGAAGGCUUUCGCUUCUCUUCACGAAGAUCGAAUGGUUAUGGGUCUGAAUAAAUAACUGCUAUAGCCUACCUCCACCGCGCGUUCGCGCACCCUUUCUGUUGGCUGCUGUCAGCUCAAAACAUUGUGUUUUAACAUUCAGCAAACAAGAGCUUGGUGUCCCUCUUCGAAUAGUCUAUUGGUAUAACAAAUGCUAUUCUAGUCUAUCUUUUCCUGCAUUCCUGCGCAGGUGCGUGUCUAUUGCGCAAGAGACAGAGGCUGUAAAUUAGAAGCUUAUUAUGCACAACCCCUCCUUCAUUAGCUAAAUAUAAGGCUAAUACUGCAUUGCAGUUAUUACCUGAAAGAGGCAGGCUAGGACUGGAUACCUUGGACAGGAUGAUCUAUUUAGGAUGCAAUUUGAAUGGAAUUGAUGGGGAGCGGAGAGACUUCUCGCGCAUGCUCUGAUUUAAAGCAACGAUAUUCGAGUGAUAGGGCUGUUUAAAAAAAAUUCUGCAGCUGCAAUAAUAAAUAAAAAAUAUGGUGACCCCUGAAAGCCUGAUGCAUUCGGUCUUUAUAGUACUGUAGUGUAGGCUAUGCUGCAGCAAAUAUAAGCCUAACUGUCACAUGAAAAAAAAGGUACCAUGAUGAGAUGACAUGCAUUGUGAACUGCGCUCCAUACUGAGAUGGGCUGUCUGUCCCCAACAUGAGCGUUGAUGAUUCCUCAUGCAGAGGCUGUAGAGAAGCCAGAUUUAGACAUUGCAUAUAAUUUAACAGUUCCAUUUCACGUCAUACUGUUGAUAUAAAUAAUUUAUUGUAAAUGACCGGUUUCUCACCGUUAUUUAUCCUGUGAAAAGGGUGGGCGGUAAAUCUCGGUUACCGGGUUCCCGCCAUUCAACCCUAGUAGCCAAUGGGGGUGAUGUGGGCAGAACUUUUUUGUUUGUGUCAGAAUCCUUGCAGCACCGUUCUGAAUGA